Molecule: messenger RNA, 794 nt
Organism: Neltuma alba
Lineage: Eukaryota; Viridiplantae; Streptophyta; Magnoliopsida; Fabales; Fabaceae
Product: glycine-rich protein 5-like
Source: RefSeq, a predicted model, not a curated record
AUUUUCUCCAUCAUCAUACACUCAUCGUUCUUUCUUAUAUAGUAGUUUUCCUCGGUAUGGAUUCUAGUAGGCUUCUUCUGCUUCUUCUGUUUCUUGUCGGUGCUCUUGUCUCCUCCAAUGCCGCCAGGAAGCUCGUUCCCACUAAUGACAAGGCCUCGUUGGAGGAUCAGAAGAACUUGUUUCACCGUGGUGGUGGUGGCCUAGGAGGCGGAGGUGGUGGUGGUUUUGGUGGCGGCGGAGGAGUAGGUGGCGGUGCAGGAGCUGGAUUUGGGGGAGGUGCUGGUGCAGGUGGGGGAGCUGGUGGGGUUGGUGGCGGUGGCGGUGGCGGGUUUGGUGGCGGUGGUGGCGGUGGACUCGGAGGUGGAUCUGGAUUUGGAGGUGGUGCUGGAUUCGGGGGUGGUGCAGGUGCGGGUGGUGGGCUUGGUGGGGGAGCUGGAGGAGGUGGUGGUGGAGGUUUUGGCGGUGGCGGUGGACUCGGAGGUGGAGCCGGAGGAGGAUUUGGCGGAGGAGCUGGAGGAGGAGUUGGUGGUGGAUUGCCUUGAAAACAGAACUACAAGAAGAACAAGAUAUAAUUGACAUAUAUAGCUCCAUCUUCAUGCAUGUGUACCCUAUAAAAGUCAAAACCAAAAGCUAUCUAUGUAUUCUUGUGCUACGUUAUAAUUGUUUAACGUCCGUUUACGUGUAAUUUAAUCCAUGUUCUCUUGUUUGUAAACUUGCAAGGAUUCUAGUCCUAAAUUUAAUUUGUGUCCAAAAUAAUUAAUAUCAAAUGAAUAUUUACUUCUUUCAUAGCAAAA